UAGCGCACCUAUAAGCCAAGGUGGCUUUCAUUUUAUCCUUCCAAACUCAUAGCACAUAACUUCUUGGCUCUCUCUUUCGGCCUUUUCUGCUUUCUUCGGUUUUGUCACUAACUCAUCAGCGGUACCCUAGAAUUAUUACCAACCUAGUUCACUAACUGAUCGGAGAGAAGGAAUUCCGUUUCACUCAUUGGCCGGAUAAACAAUUACUUCACUCACAACAGAUAUGCAUUUAUUAUAUAGGUAAGAAGAUAUAGGUGCUCCAUGAUAAGAGGUGCUCGAAUUCGGCUCAAUGGGUGGCAGCAGGCAGCUGUGGCAGUUGGUUCAGCAGUGGGAGCAUUGCUAGACCCACGGAGAGCAGACCUUAUUGCGGCUCUCGGCGAGACAACAGGGAAACCUGCUUUUGAAAGAGUUCUUGAAAGAAUGAAGCGAAGCUCAGAAGGCAGGGCAAUACUUCUUGAGCAACCGCGAGUCAUAUCUUCAAAAGUGGAGCAUGCAUGGGACCUCCCAGAAAACACAUUUGGUGCAGCCUAUGCAAAAUUUAUGGGAUCAAGAAACUUCUCCCCAGAUGACAGACCACCGGUGCGGUUCAUGGAGACAGAUGAGCUGGCAUAUGUUGCCAUGCGAGCUCGAGAGGUGCAUGAUUUCUGGCACACCCUUUUUGAUCUUCCAACCAAUUUGAUUGGUGAGUCAGCUCUCAAGGUGAUCGAGUUUGAGCAAAUGUACCUUCCAAUGUGUUUAAUGUCUGUCAUUGGGGGUACAGCUAGAUUCAAUGAGAAGCAAAGAAAACUAUUCUUCCAGCACUACUUUCCUUGGGCCAUUCGAGCUGGUGCUCAGGCCACCGAUCUUAUGUGUGUGUAUUAUGAGCAGCACUUUCAUGAGGAUUUGGGUGAGGUAAGGAGAAAAUGGGGCAUAAUCCCUGUUCCAAAACAAGCCUGAGCAACAAAGACAUGAUAUCGAAUUGACUAGGUUGGCCGAGGGUUGGAUGUUCUAAGACUCUGUUUACUGGUUAGAGUGAUUGGGCUGGGAUUAGUAACUUGAUAAAUGAUAGAAGUAUGCCUAAAUAAUAGUCCUUUUGAAGGAUAUAAAUAAUUUUGCACCAUUAUUAAUAUUGAUGAUACUAAAAAGUACUACUUUACCAAAUUAUAUAAUGGUUGAAACUUUUUUUCCCAAUCAGAAACUCAAAACAAUGCCAUUUCUCACAA
This is a messenger RNA of Cannabis sativa, 1202 nucleotides long. RefSeq names its product ubiquinone biosynthesis protein COQ4 homolog, mitochondrial. Gene Ontology annotation, biological process: ubiquinone biosynthetic process. Gene Ontology annotation, cellular component: mitochondrial inner membrane. NCBI's taxonomy places the organism in Eukaryota, Viridiplantae, Streptophyta, Magnoliopsida, Rosales, Cannabaceae. Bases 262 to 936 code for a protein of 224 amino acids. The record is from RefSeq and is a predicted model, not a curated record. The transcript is spliced from 3 exons.